Messenger RNA from Coniosporium apollinis CBS 100218, 711 nucleotides. RefSeq lists its product as uncharacterized. The record is from RefSeq and is a predicted model, not a curated record. Bases 1 to 711 code for a protein of 236 amino acids. The transcript has 3 exons. NCBI's taxonomy places the organism in Eukaryota, Fungi, Ascomycota, Dothideomycetes.
AUGAACGCCCAAGAGAAAGCGUUCUUCAACAGUCCCAAGUUCAAGAAAUACGGCUUUAUCGUCAACGAAAAUGCCACGACUGUGUCUGAGUUCCAUAGACUAGCAGCCAGCCGCAAGUGGAAAGUUGGCGGGAAGCUCUGGCGCAAGCAAUGGCGAAAGUGCUACAAAAUAGAUUACCAGACCGCAAAGCCGGCGGCCGGAAACCAACCACAGCGCAGCAGUUCUGGCCAAAGUGUGCACCAGCAAGCUCGUCCGCAACACUCACUCCAGAAGCCUCCCCAGAACCACCAAGCCAAGCUUGAAGAUGGCGUCAAGCUUGGAUACUUCGAGAGCUUCCCGGACUUCGUCCCCGACCCGACCGAUUCUCUUGCUUCCGAGUUCAAGCGCCUCGCGAUUCACAAAAAAUGGGCCAUCAACUCCGCCGAAUACCCCACCAAGUUGGAGAACUUCCAGCGUCUCUGUGUGGAGGUCGGCAUUGAUCCUCCUCCGCCCUCAAUCACUCAGUGCAAGAAGGCGCUGAAGGGCGUCCUCGUCAACCUCGUCAAUCUUGUUGACAGCCGCCGAACAGGGGAGCCUAUCAAGCAGUUCGACACCUUCAAGGAAUUCCGUCGGUACACCUUUAAUGGAAGAGUCUUCCCCAAAAAUGAGGCGAAGGAGGACACGUUCUUAAAGGUACUCUUGCGUGGGUUCCGCAGGUCAGGCGGCUCCUGA